Molecule: messenger RNA, 1726 nt
Organism: Raphanus sativus (radish)
Lineage: Eukaryota; Viridiplantae; Streptophyta; Magnoliopsida; Brassicales; Brassicaceae
Product: alanine--glyoxylate aminotransferase 2 homolog 1, mitochondrial
Exons: 9
Coding region: 105-1535 (476 amino acids)
Biological process (GO): glyoxylate catabolic process
Cellular component (GO): mitochondrion
Molecular function (GO): pyridoxal phosphate binding; L-alanine:glyoxylate transaminase activity
Source: RefSeq, a predicted model, not a curated record
UUCUCAAAAUAUUUGUUUCCAAAUAGUAUUACUAACCUUACUUGACAGUCUUUACAAAGAGCGUGUUUGGUCCUAAUCCUUCUCUAACUGCUCCGUACAGAACAAUGUCUUUACAGAGGCAACUUCUCAAGAGAGUCUUCGAUAGAGCUUCAAGUUCCUCCGGGAUCCAUCGGCCUGCCACCUCCUUCCACCGCUCCGAUUACUCCACCUCGUCUCCGCCGCAGAUUCCCCCGUUCGAUUACCAACCGCAGCCCUACAAUGGUCCUUCCGCAGAUGAUGUCUUCAAGAAACGGAAGAAGUUUCUCGGACCUUCUCUUUUCCAUUUCUACCAAAAGCCUCUCAACAUCGUUGAAGGGAAGAUGCAGUACUUGUUCGAUGAAACCGGUAGGCGUUAUCUGGACGCCUUUGCUGGAAUAGUCACUGUCUCGUGCGGUCACUGCCAUCCCGACAUACUCAACGCUAUUAACGAACAGAGCAAGCUUCUUCAGCACGCAACCACCAUAUACCUACAUCACGCCAUAGGAGAUUUCGCCGAAGCAUUAGCUGCCAAGAUGCCUGGAAACCUAAAGGUUGUGUACUUUGUAAAUUCUGGCUCAGAAGCUAAUGAGUUAGCAAUGAUGAUGGCUAGGCUUUAUACUGGGAGCCUUGAGAUGAUUUCAUUGAGAAAUGCUUAUCAUGGUGGAAGUUCUAAUACUAUUGGAUUAACAGCUCUUAACACAUGGAAGUACCCUUUACCACAGGGGGAGAUCCAUCAUGUUGUGAAUCCAGAUCCAUACCGCGGAGUAUUUGGUUCUGAUGGUUCUAUGUAUGCUAAAGAUGUCCAAGACCAUAUUGACUAUGGUACUUCUGGAAAAGUGGCUGGAUUUAUUGCAGAGACCAUCCAGGGGGUGGGAGGAGCUGUAGAAUUGGCUCCUGGUUACUUAAAGUCGGUUUAUGACAUUGUACGCAAAGCUGGUGGUGUAUGCAUAGCCGAUGAAGUCCAAACUGGAUUUGGCAGGACAGGAAGUCACUACUGGGGUUUUCAGACACAAGAUGUAGUACCGGACAUAGUCACAAUGGCAAAGGGAAUUGGAAAUGGAUUGCCAUUAGGAGCUGUGGUGACUACACCAGAGAUUGCGAGCGUUUUAGCUACAAAGAUUCAGUUCAACACUUUUGGUGGAAACCCGGUGUGUUCAGCUGGUGGACUUGCUGUUCUAAACGUUAUUGACAAGGAGAGACGCCAAACACAUUGUGCUGAAGUUGGUUCGCACCUAAUUCAACGUUUGAAAGAUCUGCAGAAAAGACAUGAUAUUAUUGGAGAUGUGAGAGGGAGAGGAUUAAUGGUUGGGAUAGAGCUUGUGACUGACCGGAAGGAGAAGACACCAGCCAAGGCUGAAACAGCUGUCUUGUUUGAGCAGCUUAGAGAACUUGGCAUACUCGUUGGAAAGGGAGGGCUUCAUGGGAAUGUUUUCAGGAUAAAACCACCAAUGUGUUUCACCAAAGACGAUGCAGAUUUCUUGGUAGAUGCAAUGGACUAUUCCAUCUCCAAAUUGUGAUGAAAGCUUUUAAGGAUUGUGCGAUCUGUUUUAAUGUUCUUUUUUUCAUUCUCUUCCUUUAAUGAACCGAUCCAACUCUAUCCUCCUUUGAUUCCCAAAAUAAAUAAAAUAGACUGCAAACAUUUUUUAAAAAUUCUUCUUUAUGUAGUAAAGUUUUUUCAUUAUAAAAAAAAAAUGUUUGCUCAUCUUCA